CCAACAACAACUAGAAUCCAGUGAGAGAGAGAAACAGACAGUCAGACAACAAAUGCAAUCCAGGAACCAGGUGAGGGACUUUAUAUCAGUACUAUAUCCAGAGGAAGGAUUAAAUGUGCUACAGGAGCUCCAACAACAACUAGAAUCCAGUGAGAGAGAGAAACAGACAGUCAGACAACAGCUGAUCAGCUCACAGAGACAGAAUCAAGAACUGAGACAGAGAGAGACUGAGUUAGUGCAGGCCAAGGACAGGGAGCUAAGAGAGAAGCAGACAGUGAGAGAUGAGCUAACAAGGAAGGAGAGAGAGUUAGCUGAGACUCAGCAGCAACUGAGACAGAAGGAGGAACAGCUGCGAUCAAGUGAGGCUCUAGUGGCUGACUUCCAGAAGGCCCAGAGAGACUCUGAGACUCAGAGAACAAAGACCCAGCCUGCUCACCUAGCAACAGCGGUACCCCAUGCCACACCAGUUGUUAAACGACGAAAGCUCACUGUGCAGUGUCAUCGUAAGAAGACAGCACCAUGUGGAAUCAAGAGAGGAUCUGCAACAACUGAUGGUCGAUUUGCAUACUUCAGCCCAGAUUGCUCCGACUCAGUCUUCCAAUAUGAAUGUAGUACAGAGAAAUGGGAGGAACUUCCUUCAUGUCCAUAUAAUAACUCUGGACUAGUCAUGAUUGACAGGGAACUAACUGUUGUGGGGGGACGGGAUGAUGGAUAUCGUCAUACUAACAAACUAUACACACUACAACAGGGGAAAUGGGUUGAGAAAUACCCUCCAAUGAAGGCUGCACGUUCCUUUCCUGCUGUAGUUACUACAUCUGAUGGUGAAUACCUCAUCGUGAUUGGGGGGUCUCUUGGUGUUGGUUGGACUGCUACAGUUCAACUGUUUCAAGUGAAGAGCAUACAAUGGCACCAACUAAAAGACUUACCACAACCUCUCGACUUCCCUUCUGCCACAAUGUGUGGUGAUCAGCUGAAUGUGAUAGGAGUUGAUGCUAAUGGCUACUCUUGUUCUAAACCAAUCACACCACCUCUCACCCUAUCCUGGAAACCUCUCCCUCCUCUACCAGUGACAAGCUCAACAGCUGCCACUCUCUGUGGACAGCUAGUACUCAUUGGUGGAGGGGGAGAUUGGGUCAAGUCCAUUCACCAGCUAGUGGGUGGACAGUGGGUGAAGAUUGGCUCUAUGACUAGUGGUAAGAAAUGGUGUUUAGUAGCCAAUACAUCACCCGACAAGAUCAUCAUAAUGGGUGGAUUUGGGCUGUUUGGCAGACUCGAUAGUGUUGAAGAGUGUGUUGUUGUAUAGUUUCAUGCACUUUUUGUGUCAUAAUACACAACAUUUCAACUCUCAAAACAGUUGGAGACAUUGUGUGUGUCACUGUUUUUUGUACAAGAAUGAUGUAAUGUCGAUUUCAUUUUGGCCAUGAGAUCUUUCAUGUCAAGCGAGA
Messenger RNA from Geodia barretti, 1445 nucleotides. NCBI's taxonomy places the organism in Eukaryota, Metazoa, Porifera, Demospongiae, Tetractinellida, Geodiidae. The record is from the annotation of a GenBank genome assembly.